Molecule: messenger RNA, 1519 nt
Organism: Dreissena polymorpha
Lineage: Eukaryota; Metazoa; Mollusca; Bivalvia; Myida; Dreissenidae
Product: carboxypeptidase N subunit 2-like
Exons: 2
Coding region: 53-1432 (459 amino acids)
Molecular function (GO): protein binding
Source: RefSeq, a predicted model, not a curated record
AGAGCAACUGCCAUUACCUGCUACGUUCUCACGUUCUUAUUCUGACCGACGAAUGGCGUUUGCAUACUUCGCAUGUCUAGGGCUGGUUUUGCUGAUCACGGCUACAACAAAUGUUAAAAGCUUUCUUUUGGACACCGUCCAAGUGGAACCAUGUCAGUACACCAGCAGCGACGUAACGUGCACGUCGCGUGGUCUUAAUCAGGUCCCUGUGUUCAAUGUAUCUGGUGGACCAUGCGGCUACUUGUUCAGAGUUGAUGUCAGCAACAAUGCAAUCACGCGUGUUAAUGAUGACGCAUUCGCUGCAUUCCAGAACUGCUCGAAUUUGAUAAUUUCACUGGCAGUCAAUAAUAUUUCCCACAUAAGCGAUUUUGCGUUUCGAGGAAUUGAAGGAAGUACGACGCAUCUUAACUUAUCGGAUAAUGAUUUCGACACAAUUCCAAAUGCAGUAGGUACACUGCUCAAGUUGAGUAAACUCGAAAUGUUAAAUAACCCAUUGGUAACAUUUGAUCCACAUGUACUUGCGAAUAUUGGACGCACCUUAAACACGUUAUAUAUAAGUAUGGGUUCCCUGCUGCACUGGCCGGCAGAAUUGUAUUUCCUGCGGGAGCUGAAGACUUUGUACAUUUCAAACAUGAACUUUGAGCACAUUAACACAGACGCCUUUCAAGGACUUUCCAAAGUUCAAUACCUCACUAUUGACCACAGCCAAUUACUUACAGUUUCCUCUGCGGUCUGCCAACUAACGAAUUUAUAUAUACUGGCAUUAAAAAAUAAUUAUAAUUUUCACAACAGCUUAAAUAAUGUUUUCGAUAGGUGUUCUACGAAAAAAUUGAACAUUGGGCAUCUAAUAUUUAUAAAUAAUAACGUGGAUUUCUUUCCAAACAUACAUGCGAUGAUUGAAUCGGUAUACGGUAUUCACAUGGAAAACAACAACAUGCAAUUUAUGGACAAAGAUACACUAUCGUACGACAAUAGAACUAAUGGAAUUUCACUCGCUUAUAAUACUUUCACCCGUGUUCCAACCGGUCUGUACCUUUUUGAAAAUUUACUCUACCUUACUUUGAGCUACAACAAAAUUACAUACGUACACGACACCGAUCUAGCAGGUUUGCGCAUGUUGCGCACGCUUUCACUUAAUGGAAAUCCAAUUCGGUUUAUAACUAAAAAUUCAUUCGCAGACAACACCAUUCUCGCAACUAUCGAUUUAUCCAACACUCUCCUUACACAAAUUCCGGAAGCUGUUACAUCGAUAUCGUCACUAAACUCGCUGGAUUUAUCAGAGUUAAAUAUUGGAUGCACGUGCAAAAUGAGUAACCUGAAAAGUUGGAACAUAACCAAUGUCCAUUUUGGUCAAGCUAAAUGCUACCAGACUGAUGAACUAAUUGAAGAUUUCCUUGAAAGCUACAUAGACACAGGACGAUGUACAAUCUAAAAAUAACUCAUGGUUGUGCUAAGCACGAACUGUAUUUGUUGAAUUAUUCGAUAUGCAAAACCGCUAAUAUGAUAUGCCUACAUUAGU